AUGAGCUUAUACUAUCUCGAUAUUCUUCAAGGAACCGUCCGAAGUUGCAACGCGGACGGCAGCGACGAGCGUGUCAUCGUCGAUAAUAUCAAGACUCUGCCCGACGGAAUUCAGGUCGACGACCGCCCCGGACAAGGCUGGAUCUACUGGACCAACAUGGGCACCUCGCCUGAUACCCCCGAUGGCUCCCUUUCCCGCUGCCGUCUGGACGGCUCUCAGCAUGAAUACAUCGUGCAGCCCGGCGCGACCAUCACGCCAAAACAAAUGCAAUUGGACGUCGACUUUGGAUUCCUUUACUGGUGCGACAGAGAGGGAAAGGCAAUAUUCCGGGCGAAGCUAGACGGAAGCGAUCAGACACGUCUCUAUCAAGCUACGGUGUCAACGGAGCCCGAGAGCUGCGCCUGGUGUGUUGGAGUAGCAAUUGACAAAGCCAACAACUACAUCUACUGGACGCAGAAGGGGCCUUCUAAAGGAGGACUCGGCCGCAUCUUUAGGGCGCCACUCGACCGUGCAGCGCAAAGUCAAGAUUCCCUGCAAGCCCAAGUGGUUUUCGAACAUCUCCCAGAGCCGAUCGAUCUUGAGAUUGACGAGGACGGAAAGCACCUAUACUGGACGGAUCGCGGCGAUGUUCCUUUUGGGAACACACUCAACCGUUGGUCUAUUCAAGCGCAGGCGACGACAACGGCCCUGGCAGGUCAAGCUAUCAUUGCAACCAAGCUACACGAAGGUAUUGGCCUCGCUCUGGAUCAGAAGUCUAAGCAUGUGUAUGUUUCCGAUCUUCUGGGCGGCUUAUACCGCUAUGACUGGGAUGGUGGCAACAAGAAGGUCAUCUUCCAAGAUGCAGGUAACCUUACUGGUAUUGCUUUUGUAGAGCCUGGAGCGUAG
Sporisorium graminicola is the source of this 885-nucleotide messenger RNA. RefSeq lists its product as uncharacterized. NCBI's taxonomy places the organism in Eukaryota, Fungi, Basidiomycota, Ustilaginomycetes, Ustilaginales, Ustilaginaceae. The coding region runs from base 1 to 885 and encodes 294 amino acids. The record is from RefSeq and is a predicted model, not a curated record. The transcript has a single exon.